AUGGACGUGUUGGUUUGGCUGCUGCUGCCGCUCCUGCUGCUGGGCGCGCAGCCGCACCACGGCGCCAGAGCAAUGAACGAUAUUGGGGACUACGUGGGCUCCAACCUGGAGAUAUCCUGGCUCCCUAACCUGGAUGGUCUAAUGGAGGGCUAUGCGCGAAACUUUCGGCCAGGCAUUGGAGGUCCCCCCGUGAAUGUGGCCCUUGCCCUAGAGGUAGCCAGCAUUGAUCACAUCUCAGAGGCAAACAUGGAAUACACCAUGACAGUGUUCCUGCACCAGAGCUGGCGGGACAGCAGGCUCUCCUACAACCAUACCAAUGAGACCCUAGGUCUGGACAGUCGCUUUGUGGACAAGCUCUGGCUUCCUGACACCUUCAUUGUGAAUGCCAAGUCUGCCUGGUUCCAUGAUGUGACUGUGGAGAACAAGCUUAUCCGCCUGCAGCCUGACGGUGUGAUCUUAUACAGCAUCCGCAUCACCUCUACAGUGGCCUGUGACAUGGACCUCGCCAAGUACCCCAUGGAUGAGCAGGAGUGUGUGCUGGAGCUGGAGAGCUAUGGCUACUCUUCUGAGGACAUUGUCUAUUACUGGUCAGAAAACCAGGAGCAGAUCCACGGACUGGACAGGCUGCAGCUGGCCCAGUUCACCAUCACCAGUUACCGCUUCACCACGGAGUUGAUGAACUUCAAGUCGGCUGGCCAGUUCCCGAGGCUCAGCUUGCACUUCCAGCUUCGGAGGAACCGGGGCGUCUACAUCAUCCAGUCUUACAUGCCCUCUGUCCUCCUGGUUGCCAUGUCCUGGGUCUCCUUCUGGAUUAGCCAGGCAGCGGUGCCUGCCAGGGUAUCUCUAGGCAUCACCACUGUGCUGACGAUGACCACGCUCAUGGUGAGUGCCCGCUCCUCCCUGCCGCGGGCUUCAGCUAUCAAGGCCCUGGAUGUGUAUUUCUGGAUCUGCUACGUGUUUGUGUUUGCUGCCCUGGUGGAGUACGCCUUUGCCCACUUCAACGCGGACUACAGGAAGAAGCGGAAGGCCAAGGUCAAGGUCACAAAGCCAAGGAAAGAGAUGGAUGUGAGGAAUGCUAUUGUCCUCUUCUCACUCUCGGCCGCUGGGGUCAGCCAGGAGCUGGCGAUUUCCCGUCGUCAGGGCCGUGUCCCUGGGAACCUCAUGGGCUCCUACAGGUCUGUGGAAGUGGAGGCGAAGAAAGAGGGGGCGUCCCGCCCAGGGGGCCCAGGAGGCAUCCGUUCCAGACUCAAACCCAUUGACGCAGACACCAUCGACAUCUAUGCCCGAGCUGUGUUCCCUGCAGCUUUCGCGGCUGUCAACAUCAUUUACUGGGCAGCAUAUACCAUGUGA
Molecule: messenger RNA, 1350 nt
Organism: Arvicola amphibius (Eurasian water vole)
Lineage: Eukaryota; Metazoa; Chordata; Mammalia; Rodentia; Cricetidae
Gene: Gabrd
Product: gamma-aminobutyric acid type A receptor subunit delta
Exons: 9
Coding region: 1-1350 (449 amino acids)
Biological process (GO): nervous system process; monoatomic ion transmembrane transport; chemical synaptic transmission
Cellular component (GO): GABA-A receptor complex; synapse; membrane
Molecular function (GO): neurotransmitter receptor activity; extracellular ligand-gated monoatomic ion channel activity; GABA-A receptor activity
Source: RefSeq, a predicted model, not a curated record